This is a messenger RNA of Schistocerca cancellata (South American locust), 1629 nucleotides long. RefSeq lists its product as uncharacterized. Lineage: Eukaryota; Metazoa; Arthropoda; Insecta; Orthoptera; Acrididae. The record is from RefSeq and is a predicted model, not a curated record. The transcript is spliced from 2 exons. The coding region runs from base 1 to 1629 and encodes 542 amino acids.
AUGCCGCGGAAACAGGAGUGGACGGCGGAGGGAGCCGCGGCAGGAGUGGACGGCGGAGCGAGCCGCGGCAGGAGUGGACGGCGGAGGGAGCCGCGGCAGGAGUGGACGGCGGAGGGAGCCGCGGCAGGAGUGGACGGCGGAGCGAGCCGUGGCAGGAGUGGACGGCGGAGCGAGCUGCGGCAGGAGUGGACGGCGGAGGGAGCCGCGGCAGGAGUGGACGGCGGAGGGAGCUGCGGCAGGAGUGGAUGGCGGAGCGAGCCGCGGCAGGAGUGGACGGCGGAGGGAGCUGCAGCAGGAGUGGACGGCGGAGCGGCCCGCUGCAGGAGUGGACAGCGGAGCGAGCCGCAGCAGGAGUGGACGGCGGAGGGAGCCGCGGCAGGAGUGGACGGCGGAGCGAGCCGCGGCAGGAGUGGACGGCGGAGCGAGCCGCGGCAGGAGUGGACGGCGGAGGGAGCUGCGGCAGGAGUGGAUGGCGGAGCGAGCCGCGGCAGGAGUGGACGGCGGAGGGAGCUGCGGCAGGAGUGGACGGCGGAGCGGCCCGCGGCAGGAGUGGACGGCGGAGCGAGCCGCAGCAGGAGUGGACGGCGGAGGGAGCCGCGGCAGGAGUGGACGGCGGAGCGAGCCGCGGCAGGAGUGGACGGCGGAGCGAGCCGCGGCAGGAGUGGACGGCGGAGGGAGCUGCGGCAGGAGUGGAUGGCGGAGCGAGCCGUGGCAGGAGUGGACGGCGGAGGGAGCUGCGGCAGGAGUGGACGGCGGAGCGGCCCGCGGCAGGAGUGGGCGGCGGAGCGAGCCGCGGCAGGAGUGGACGGCGGAGGGAGCUGCGGCAGGAGUGGAUGGCGGAGCGAGCCACGGCAGGAGUGGACGGCGGAGGGAGCUGCGGCAGGAGUGGAUGGCGGAGCGAGCCACGGCAGGAGUGGACGGCGGAGAGAGCUGCGGCAGGAGUGGACGGCGGAGCGGCCCGCGGCAGGAGUGGACGGCGGAGCGAGCCGCGGCAAGAGUGGACGGCGGAGGGAGCUGCGGCAGGAGUGGAUGGCGGAGCGAGCCGUGGCAGGAGUGGACGGCGGAGGGAGCUGCGGCAGGAGUGGACGGCGGAGCGAGCCGCAGCAGGAGUGGACGGCGGAGGGAGCCACGGCAGGAGUGGACGGCAGAGCGAGCCGCGGCAGGAGUGGACGGCGGAGCGAGCCGCGGCAGGAGUGGACGGCGGAGGGAGCUGCGGCAGGAGUGGAUGGCGGAGCGAGCCGCAGCAGGAGUGGACGGCGGAGGGAGCUGCGGCAGGAGUGGACGGCGGAGCGGCCCGCGGCAGGAGUGGACGGCGGAGCGAGCCGCAGCAGGAGUGGACGGCGGAGGGAGCCGCGGCAGGAGUGGACGGCGGAGCGAGCCGCGGCAGGAGUGGACGGCGGAGGGAGCCGCGGCAGGAGUGGACGGCGGAGGGAGCCGCGGCAGGAGUGGACGGCGGAGGGAGCUGCAGCAGGAGUGGACGGCGGAGCGAGCCGCGGCAGGAGUGGACGGCGGAGCGAGCCGCAGCAGGAGUGGACGGUGGAGGGAGCCGGGGCAGGAGUGGACGGCAAGGCGAGCCGCGGCAGGAGUGGACAGCGGAGCGAGCCGCGGCAGGAGUGGACGGCGGAGUGA